GUUCCGGCGCAGACCGGAAGGACCGUAAUCCUGGACGGGUCGCAGCGAUGGCGGCGGCAGAAAACAACGCGGAGCUGAAGCGGAAAGCUGAAGAAGAACCGGCCGGAGAGGAGGACGGGGAGGACGGGGACUGGGUCGGACCCAUGCCGAGCGAGGCCACGAAGGCCAAGAAGAGGAAAGUGCUCGAGUUUGAACGCGUCUACCUGGACAACCUGCCGUCAGCCGCCAUGUACGAGCGGAGCUACAUGCACAGAGACGUCAUCACGCACAUCGUCUGCUCCAGGACGGACUUCAUCAUCACAGCCAGUCAGGACGGACACGUCAAGUUUUGGAAGAAGAAAGAAGAUGAGGGAAUCGAGUUUGUCAAACACUUUCGAAGUCAUCUCGGCGUGGUAGAAAGCAUCGCGGUCAGCGCUGAAGGAGCUCUCUUCUGUUCUGUCGGCGACGAUCGGGCCAUGAAAGUGUUCGACGUCGUCAACUUUGACAUGAUCAACAUGCUGAAGUUGGGCUUCCACCCAGGUCAGAGCGAGUGGAUCUACAACCCCGGCGAUGCCAUUUCCACGGUGGCCUGCUCAGAAAAAUCCACGGGGAAGAUCUUCGUCUACGACGGAAGAGGAAGCAACCAGCCGCUCCACGUCUUCGACAAGAUGCACUCCUCGCCGCUGUCGCAAAUCCGCCUCAACCCCAAAUUCAGAGUCAUCGUCUCUGCCGACAAAGCGGGAAUGCUGGAGUACUGGACCGGCCUCCCGAAUGAAUUCAGGUUCCCCAAGCACGUACACUGGGAAUACAAAACAGACACGGACUUGUACGAAUUCGCCAAACACAAAACGUAUCCCACCAGUCUGGCGUUUUCUCCUGACGGAGCCAAAAUGGCCACCAUCGCGUCUGACAGGAAAGUCCGAAUCUUCCGAUUCCUGACGGGAAAACUGAUGCGAGUAUUCGACGAAUCGCUGACGAUGUUCACAGAGCUGCAGCAGAUGAGGCAGCAGCUGCCCGACAUGGAGUUCGGGAGGCGGAUGGCUGUGGAGAGAGAACUGGAGAAGGUGGACGGUAUCCGACUGACAAACAUCAUCUUCGAUGAGACCGGACACUUCGUGCUUUACGGGACCAUGCUGGGCAUCAAGGUCAUCAACGUGGAGACCAACAGAUGUGUGCGGAUCCUCGGGAAGCUGGAGAACAUCCGCGUGGUCCAGCUGAGUCUGUUUCAGGGGGUGGCGAAGGCGAUGCACGUGGCGCCCACCGUGGAGAUGAAGGCGUCCGACAACCCCGCCUUAGAGAACGUAGAGCCCGACCCGACCAUCUUCUGCACCGCGUUCAAGAAGAACCGCUUCUACAUGUUCACAAAGAGAGAACCGGAGGACACAAAGAGCGCCGACUCGGACAGAGACAUCUUUAACGAGAAGCCCUCGAAGGAAGAGGUGAUGGCGGCCACGCAGGCCGAGGGCCCCAAGAGAGUGUCGGACAGUGCCAUCAUCCACACCACCAUGGGAGACAUCCACAUCAAGCUCUUCCCCGUCGAAUGUCCCAAAACGGUGGAGAACUUCUGCGUGCACAGCAGGAACGGAUACUACAACGGUCACAUAUUCCACAGAGUGAUCAAGGGCUUCAUGAUUCAGACAGGAGACCCGACGGGCACCGGCAUGGGCGGAGAGAGCAUCUGGGGAGGAGAGUUCGAGGACGAGUUCCACGCCACGCUGAGACACGACCGGCCGUACACGCUGAGCAUGGCGAACGGAGGCCCCGGCACCAACGGGUCACAGUUCUUCAUCACCGUCGUACCCACUCCUUGGCUCGACAACAAGCACACCGUGUUCGGAAGAUGCACCAAAGGCAUGGAGGCCGUGCAGAGGAUCUCCAACAUGAAGGUCAACCCCAAGACGGACAAACCGUACGAGGACAUCAGCAUCAUCAACAUCACCAUAAAGUGAUCGCGUGUCUUCAUCGAGUCCUGUACAGUGUUUGUUUUUUUUACCAGAAUGAAAAAUUAAAGGAGGAUUUGAGUAAAGAA
This is a messenger RNA of Larimichthys crocea (large yellow croaker), 2008 nucleotides long. It is a transcript of the gene ppwd1, whose product is annotated as peptidylprolyl isomerase domain and WD repeat containing 1. The record is from RefSeq and is a predicted model, not a curated record. The coding region runs from base 48 to 1928 and encodes 626 amino acids. Gene Ontology annotation, biological process: protein peptidyl-prolyl isomerization. NCBI's taxonomy places the organism in Eukaryota, Metazoa, Chordata, Actinopteri, Sciaenidae. The transcript is spliced from 11 exons. Gene Ontology annotation, molecular function: protein binding; peptidyl-prolyl cis-trans isomerase activity.